Molecule: messenger RNA, 2525 nt
Organism: Halichondria panicea
Lineage: Eukaryota; Metazoa; Porifera; Demospongiae; Suberitida; Halichondriidae
Exons: 1
Coding region: 47-2137 (696 amino acids)
Biological process (GO): G protein-coupled receptor signaling pathway
Cellular component (GO): membrane; G protein-coupled receptor heterodimeric complex
Molecular function (GO): G protein-coupled GABA receptor activity
Source: RefSeq, a predicted model, not a curated record
CUACAUGUAAGCCUAUCAGUUUCAGAGUACUUACAAGAGUUUGAUCAUGAAACAGCUACUUGUACUUGUACUCCUCAGUUUAGUGUGCUUGGCUAAUAGUAAAGUGCUCCAAGUGAUUCUAGUCGACUCUAGUAGCAACUACAGCUAUGCAGAUACAGCUGCUACAACCGCUCAAGAGAUCAACAAUUGCCCUAGCCUACUCAAUGGCUACACACUUCAAGUGAAGACUGUGUCUAGUCAAUUCGCCAGCUCUGUAGUCGAGGUUGCCGAGGUAUUGAGGGACGCUAAGGUUAACGGAGGCACAGUCAUCGGAAUGAUUGGGCAGGUGGACAAGUCAUUUGCUCGUUCUUUGUUACCUGUGCCUCAGAACACAGGAAUUAUUCAGAUCAUUGAACCAGCGGGGAUGAUGUUGGACCGAGAUAAGGACUACCCUAAUCUGUUCACUCUUCUUCCCUCACUGGAGGCUCAUAUUUCAACAGCCCUUCAAUUAUUACCAGCUCUAAACUGGACUAGUGUUGGCAUCAUCUACAGUGGAGGUGAUGUGUUUUAUGCUAGAGCAGCAGAGACAUUUGUCACUCUGAGUAAUCACUCGGACAUACCUAUCACCACAAAAUCAUUUCAAUAUUACAAACAUUCACACGAGCUACAGCAAUGGAUAGAAGAGUCUUUACUGAAGAUAUUCGUUGUGAUGCUACCUAAACACCAACUAUGUCAGCUUCUCAGUACUGUACAAAGAAAGGGAUGGACAUGGCCUGACUAUGCGUGGGUGGUACUCAAUGAACAUUCACUACAAAACACCACCUAUUCUGAUUUAUGUGGCUCAAAAACAGAUAGUUUGGAGGACAUUAUUGUCAUAAGACAGUUAGGCAAGGAAUCAACUAACAGGACAACAGUAGACAUUCCAUGCAAUCGAACAAAGUACAACACAAUAUCAACUUCUCUGUGGGCGCUAGCACUGGCUUGGAACACGUCUACAAUCGAUGGCAAUACAUCACAAACCAUCAUCAAAGAUUACCUAACCAUCAACAUUUUUGAUAAUAUCCUAGUAACCCCAUACACGAGUGAAACACAGACCAGCAUUAUACAGAUCCAGUCAGGCGUAUCACACAAAGUUGGUUCUUUCUACGCUAAGACACGAGAGCUAGAAAUUAACUUGACCAACGGGGAACUCCCCACCGCCUACCCAGCUCUUGUAUACCCAUACGAACUAUUCCCUCCACAUACAACAGCUCUCUUGUUGACAACGGUGAUGCUAUGUAUCUUGCUAACAACAAUCGUGCUGGUCCUAUUCAUAUAUUACCGUAAGGAACCAGAGAUUAAGGCAAGCAGCUUCUCCAUCAGUUUGUGCAUGUUUGUAGCCAUAUACCUUGUUCUGGCAGCCAGCUUCACCCAUUUCUUAGGGAGUGGAAUAAAUUUCAAGUCUAUCAAUAAAUACGUUGGAUGCAUUUUCACAACUUAUUGUUGUAUGCUGGGAAUAGAUAUCGUGCUUUCUACUCUAUUGAUGAAGAUGCUACGUCUCUGGAGGAUUUUCUCCUUCUUUGGAAAAACUGGAAAAUUGUGGACUGAUAAAGUCAUGCUGUUAAUAAGUGGAGCGAUUAUUCUAAUCAAAGUUCUGAUACUGACAAUAUGGACUAUUAUUAAUACAAUUACUGUCACAGACGAGGUCUAUACAAAUAGCGAUGGAAAUACAGUGCUAGUGCAACAGUGUCAAUCGAAUAACACCAUUCUUUGGAGCUCUCUGGUCUUUAGCUAUAGUGGAGUACUUGGGACCUGCUUGAUCAUUGUGGCUAUUAAAACACGGAAAAUUAAACGCGAUUUCAAAGAUACGAAAAAGAUAUGCCUCCUAAUGUGUGCUCUAGCGUACAUUGUGAUCCAAACAUGUACACUUUGGGGGGUGCUAAGACUAUCACUUGACUUCUCUACAAGCAACGUCAUUUUUGGGAUUGGACUAUGUGUGGGCUCUUUGACAACUCUGGGGGUUCUUUUUGUGCCAAAAAUAUUUCCCCCCAUACGAAGAAAGUUUCCCUCUAAACGAGCAGCAAAGGGCAGGUCAAGCACUGGGAGAGGUAUCGGUGGUGGUGGUUUUAACAAGGCCCUAACAAGACCCUUGUUAGUUGAACAACCAAGUCCACCUUAAUAAUUAUACAAUAUAAACAGAUACUACUUAAAACUUCUUGAACAUAGCUAGUUGUACAGUUGCUCUAUCUUAGAUCAGUACGUAUGUAUGUAUUAUUGUUCUCAUUAGUUACACACUUGUAGAAUGUACGUAGCUUUUUAUAUUACAUGUAAAAGCUAAUACCGUAUAUCUUCUAAUUUAUCGGACAGCAAAAAAUAAUUAUUUUGGAAAUUGUCCGGGUAUAAUUGGAACAGAUUUUUAUACAGCAUGCGAAGUGUCCGGAAUAAUUAGAACAAGCAAGCAGCUGCAUGCGAGCUAGCUAAGUUUAAUAGACCAGUGUGCGACUGAAUAGUUGCACUAGCUAUCUAAAACUAGCUACUCAAAGCUAUCUAACUGCAGCACUCUAAGU